Phoenix dactylifera (date palm) is the source of this 1026-nucleotide messenger RNA. RefSeq names its product MADS-box protein SOC1-like. Gene Ontology annotation, cellular component: nucleus. Lineage: Eukaryota; Viridiplantae; Streptophyta; Magnoliopsida; Arecales; Arecaceae. The record is from RefSeq and is a predicted model, not a curated record. Gene Ontology annotation, molecular function: DNA-binding transcription factor activity; RNA polymerase II transcription regulatory region sequence-specific DNA binding; protein dimerization activity. Gene Ontology annotation, biological process: positive regulation of transcription by RNA polymerase II.
UCUGGGGCGACGAAAAAGUGGAGGUUGGGUGGGGGGCAGUCCUUUGUGGUUCGAAGCCGUCUCCUCCUUACAGAGAAGGGAAGGGGGCUCGCAGAAAACUCCACUCCGACUACUCCCCGUCUUCUUCUUUCCUUUUUUGGGUAUCAGACUCCAGCCGAGGAGGAGGAGGAGGAGGAGGGGAGAUGGUUAGGGGGAAGACGGAGAUAAAGCGGAUAGAGAACGCGACGAGCAGGCAGGUGACGUUCUCGAAGCGGAGGAAUGGGCUUCUGAAGAAGGCGUUCGAGCUCUCGGUCCUCUGCGAUGCCGAGGUCGCCCUCAUCGUCUUCUCCUCCCGGGGGAAGCUCUACGAGUUCUCCAGCACCAGCAUGCAGAAAACAAUCGAUCGCUAUAGAAUGCAUGCAAAAAAUGGCAUCAACAACAAUGAAGUAACGGAACAAAAUAUUCAGCAAUGGAAGUUUGAAGCUGCUGGCAUGUCAAGAAAGAUUGAAUUCCUUGAAUCCUCCAAACGGAAACUGUUAGGUGAAAGUAUAGAAUUAGAAUCAAGCUCUGUUGAAGAACUGCAUGAAAUAGAGUACAAGCUUGAGCAAAGCCUACGCGUCAUCAGAGGGAGGAAGAAUCAGUUACUGUGUGAGCAGAUUGCACAGCUUAAAGAAAAGGAGCAGACCCUCAUGAAGGAGAACGCAUUACUACGAGAGAAGUGCAAGCUACAAUCUCAGCCACCACUAGCUUCUCUGGAGGAAGCUGUUCCUCACGAGCAAGUUAAUCAGCAAAACGUGGUGGAGACAGAGCUGUACAUUGGAUGCCCAGGAAGAGGAAGGAUCAAUUGCACGUCUCAAUGUUGAACCGACGCUCUUCAGUUCACCAAGGAGCAUGUAUAGUUGUUAAUAGUAUAUAUUGGCUAUGCAUACCUAUCGACAAUAAAUACUAUGUUGAUAUGCUGAAUUUGACUGUUAUGCGGGACUAUUGCAAGCUUCAGUCAGGAUGAAAUGAAGAAUUGAAUAAUGAAUGGAAUAGCUUGAGGAGGCA